This is a messenger RNA of Stylophora pistillata, 2426 nucleotides long. RefSeq lists its product as uncharacterized. Gene Ontology annotation, cellular component: membrane. The record is from RefSeq and is a predicted model, not a curated record. NCBI's taxonomy places the organism in Eukaryota, Metazoa, Cnidaria, Anthozoa, Scleractinia, Pocilloporidae.
UGAGCUCAAAUUCGUCUGGAGAGUUAAACUGCCAAACAAACGAUGGCGGACUACUCAACACAAGCAACGACCGUGGGGAGAUUUCUCGCCAUAGCACACCUUUUUCUUGGCUUUGUCCUCGUCUGUUUUGGUAUCGCAGAUUAUGUUACUGUUGAAUUUUAUACUGGCUAUUUCUGUUUUGGAAUUUGGAUCGGUAUUUGGGUGGGCGUCACAGGAAUUUUGGGUGUUGUUGGGACUUGCAAGGAGCGAACUACCUCUCGGAAUAUAUUUAGCGCUAUCUUCAUGGGCUUUUCCAUUACCUCAGCUGUGCUUGGUGGGAUAAUCAUCAUUGUGUACAGCCUUACAAUUUCCUUGGAUUCAGAUGACAGUGAAAACUAUUCUGACAAACCAGGCGACUCAGGAUAUGAAGGGGAAAUGGCAAUCUCUGGCAUCAUUCUGUUCCUUGGGAUUUUGGAGUUGCUCAUGGGAAUCUGCGCAGCCACCUGUUGCUGCCUCAUGAAAGUGUGCAGAUGUUGCGGACAUAUGAUGCAAUCAGCCAUGACUCAUGGUCAUCAUGGUCCAGUGGCGGCUCCAAUGCAAACACCCGGUGGUCUAGUCGCAGUGGAAACUGACUCACAGGUUCCACAGGGAGACCAGCCUCAAAUGAUCAUGGUGCCUGCAUUUGGAGAUAUGGGAGGCCAGCCUCAGGUGAUGCAUGUGCCUCUUGCAUCUGGAGCCAUGCCCACAGUUCCCGUGUCUCAGCGAGUAGAGAUGGCUGAGUCCGCUGGACAUGGAAAGUACAUGACUCUAAACAACGAGCAGGGACAAAUGAUGCAACCAGCCAUGACUUACGGUCAUGGUGGUCCUGUGGCGGUUCAAAUGCAAACACCUGGUGGUCUAGUUGCAAUGGAAACUGACUCCCAGGUUCCCUGUGGUUUAGCUGCGGUGGAAACUGACUCACAGGUUCCACAAGGAGGCCAGCCUCAAAUGUUCAUGGUGCCUGCAUCUGGAGCUAUGGGAGGUCAGCCACAGGUGAUGCAGUUUCCUCCUGUAUCUGAAGCCAUGCCCGCAGCUCCCUUGUAUCAGAGAAUGGAAAUGGCCGAGUCCGCGGGACACGGAAAGUACAUGACUCUAAACAACGAGCAGAAACUGACGUCACUCACUCGGAAACAUGAAAAUGAGAUCAAAUCGUCUGGAAAGUUCAUCUGCAAAUCAAACAUGGCGGAUUAUUCAUCACAGGCGACGACUGUUGGGAGGUUUCUUGCCAUAGCACACCUUUUUCUUGGCUUUAUCCUCGUCUGUUUCGGUAUCGCAGAUUAUGCUACUACUUAUUUUUUUACCGGCUAUAUAUGUUUUGGAAUUUGGAUCGGUAUUUGGAUGGGCGUCACAGGAAUUUUGGGUGUUCUUGGUACUCGCAAGGAGCGAACUACCUCCCGCGAUACAAUUGGCGCUGUCUUUAUGGGUUUUUCCAUCACCUCAGCUGUUUUUGGUGGGAUAAUCAUCAUUUUUUACAGCAUUUCAAUUUCCACGAAUUCAGAUGACUAUUACGGCUAUUAUGGCAGAUCAAGGAAUUCGAGAUAUGAAGGCGAAAUGGCAAUCUCUGGCAUUAUUCUGUUCAUUGGGAUUUUGGAGUUUUUCAUGGGAAUCUGGGCAGCCAUCUGUUGCUGCCUGAUGAAAGUGUGCUCAUGUUGCUACAGUAACCAAUUUCAGCAGGGACAAAUGAUGCAACCAGUAUUGACUUAUGGUCAUGGUGGUCCUGUUGCGGUUCCAAUGCAAGCACCUGGUGGUCUAGUUGCAUCGGAAACUGACUCACAGUUUCCACAGGGCGGCCAGCCUCAAGUGUUCAUGAUGCCUGCAUCUGGAGCUAUCGGAGGUCAGCCACUGGUGAUGCAGAUGCCUCCUGCAGAUGCCUCCAUGCCCACAGCUCCCGUGUCUCAGGGAGUAGAGAUGGCCGAGUCCGCUGGACAUGGAAAGUACAUGGCUCUGAACAACGAGCAGGUGUAGUGGGUGUAGGAUGUGUGAAGAAGUUGGUGGGGUGCACAGAUUAUCGAGAAGGAUAUCAGAAGAGGACAAACACCGUUUCUUCUUACGCUUAGUCUUCAUCAGGGGUGGAUCCAGGAAUACUUUAUAGAGAGAGAAGGAAGGCUUAAACUUUGAUUUAAAAAGAUAGUUGUUUUUGGAUAUAAACUAUUUACAAUCUCUUGCUCAUGCUGAGUAGUACUGUGCAAUCCUGUUAUUGCAAGGAUUCUGGUGUCAAACUCUUAGUUAGAAAAUACCUACAGGUCUGUUGGGAAGGGAUGUUCUAGAGCCCCCCUUUCCCCGUUCCCUUCCUUCCCCCCCCCUGCCCUCAUCCCCCUCUUGGAUCCACCUCUGAGUCUGCUUUUAUUCUUUCAGUUUGUAUAAUGAUAGUUGAUAAUAAAAGAAAAAAAAUGCCCAACGUUAAAACA